AUGUCCUUUCUACUGCGCGCCUCUGCCUCGCGCAUCCCCCAGCGUGCCCUCUUCGCUGCCCCAUCACUCCGCCAUAGCUCCUCUACAGCUACAGGCAAGGGUACCACAUCCCUCCAUUCUAUCCUUAUUGCCAACCGUGGAGAGAUUGCUCUACGAGUGGGCAGGACAGCAGGACAGCAUGGCAUUCGAGUAACAACCCUGUAUACAGACCCUGACGCCCAUGCUCAGCAUGCUUUGAGCUCGCCAUUUGCAUUCAACCUGGGCGAGACCUCUGCCUAUUUGGAUGGAGACCGUAUAAUUGAGAUUGCCAAACGGGAGGGGUGCAAGGGAAUACAUCCUGGCUAUGGCUUUUUGAGUGAAAAUGCAGGAUUUGCAAAGAAGUGUACAGAUGCCGGUCUUAUCUUCAUUGGACCACCACCAUCGGCCAUUGAUGCCAUGGGUGAUAAGAGUCGUUCAAAGGAGAUUAUGACUGCUGCUGGCGUUCCCUGCGUCCCCGGCUACCACGGCACAAACCAAGAUGUCAACUUCCUAGCUGCUGAGGCUGAGAAGAUCAAGUACCCCGUCCUCAUCAAGGCCGUCAAGGGCGGUGGUGGAAAGGGUAUGCGUAUCGCCCGCAGCGCUGCCGAGUUCCAGGACCAGCUCAAGUCAGCCAAAUCAGAGGCCAUGAGCUCCUUUGGUGACGAUACCAUGCUUAUUGAAAAGUACAUCAUCACUCCACGCCAUAUCGAAGUACAGGUGUUUGCGGACCAGCACGGAAACUCCGUUGCACUGGGUGAGAGAGACUGUAGUGUCCAGCGUCGCCACCAAAAGGUUCUCGAGGAGUCACCGGCACCACAUCUACCAGAGGCCACUAGAAAGGACCUUUGGGCCAAGGCCAGAGACGCAGCGCUGGCCGUCGGCUACGAGGGUGCCGGUACCGUCGAGUUCAUCUUCGACAACGAUACCGGCGAAUUCUUCUUUAUGGAGAUGAACACUCGAUUGCAGGUCGAGCACCCGGUCACUGAGAUGGUUACGGGCCAGGAUCUUGUGCACUGGCAGCUGCUUGUCGCGGAGGGAGCCCCUCUACCUCUCACUCAGGAAGAGGUUGAAGCCAAGAUGGCCACUAUGGGCCAUGCUAUCGAAGCCCGAAUAUACGCUGAGAACCCAGAGCAGAACUUUGUGCCUGACUCAGGCAAACUGAUCCACGUUCGCACUCCCCAGCCUACCGAGGAUGUGCGUAUCGAUGCUGGCUUCGUUGCCGGUGACGAAGUGUCCUCGCACUACGACCCUAUGAUCUCAAAGCUCAUCGUACGUGGUGCUGACCGCACCGAAGCUCUCCGCAACCUCUCCAUGGCCCUAGAGCAGUACGAAGUGGCAGGACCGAUUACCAACAUUGAGUUCCUCAAGCGCGUUUGCAAGAGCCCCGACUUUGUUGCCGGUGAAGUGGAGACCGGCUACAUCGAGAAGCACCGUGAGGAGCUCUUCGCCAAGGCGCCUGUUGAGCCAGAGCUCUGGGCCCAGGUUGCUCUCUCGACCUUCAUCUCCGGGACCAGCCUCAGCAACCCCGUUGGAAACACUGGUGCUGGCGUUGGAUUCAGCCCAGGCUACCAGCAGCGCCAGUUCACCUUUGUCGAAGCCACAGCCCCCAACACACCCGAAGCCACGCCUGCUACUGUACAGAUCCAUCAAACCGGCCCAUCCAGCUAUGAUGUGACCGUCAACAACGAGAAGACGUUCAGCAACGUCACUGCCUCUCUCUCUGCCGAUGGCAAGGCCCUGACCUCUUUCUUCCCCCACACCCGUCUCGACACCACCGUCAUCCGCGACGAGGACAGCAUCACCGCCUUCCAGCACGGACGACAGUAUAGGCUUAAAGUCCCGCGGGCCAAAUGGAUGGAGAAGGCGCUCGGUAUCAAAGAACUGGCCAACAGCGUCCUAGCUCCGAUGCCAUGCAAGAUCCUGCGUGUGGAAGUAGCCGAAGGGGCGGUAGUGGAGAAGGACCAACCUCUCGUAGUGAUCGAGAGUAUGAAGAUGGAAACGGUUAUCCGGAGUCCCAUCAAAGGCGUAGUGGAGAAAAUUGUGCAUAAACAAGGGGAUAUCUGCAAGGCUGGCACAGCACUGGUCGAGUUCGCUGCUGAGCCGAAGGCCCCUGAGUCGUAA
Microsporum canis CBS 113480 is the source of this 2139-nucleotide messenger RNA. Its product is annotated as methylcrotonoyl-CoA carboxylase subunit alpha. Gene Ontology annotation, molecular function: metal ion binding; ATP binding; methylcrotonoyl-CoA carboxylase activity. The transcript has 5 exons. Bases 1 to 2139 code for a protein of 712 amino acids. NCBI's taxonomy places the organism in Eukaryota, Fungi, Ascomycota, Eurotiomycetes, Onygenales, Arthrodermataceae. The record is from RefSeq and is a predicted model, not a curated record. Gene Ontology annotation, cellular component: mitochondrion.